AUGCUCAUCCCCCUGAUCCUCCCCCUCGUCACCAGCACGAGCACCAACUCCAGCACCCCCCUCCUCCCCACCCCCCCCAUGGGCUUCAACAACUGGUCGCGCUUCAUGUGCGACCUCAACGAAACGCUCUUCACCACCACGGCGACCGCCAUGCGCACCACCGGGCUGCAAGCCGCGGGGUACAACCGCCUGAACCUGGACGACUGCUGGAUGGCGACCUCCCGCCUACCCAACGCCACCCUAACGUGGAACACGACCAAGUUCCCGCACGGCAUCCCGUGGCUGGCCGCACAGCUGGACUCGCAGGGGUUCUUGCUUGGGAUCUACGCCGACGCCGGCAACCAGACCUGCGGGGGGUUUCCGGGGUCGUCGGGACACGAAGCGCUGGAUGCAUCCACAUUCCAGUCCUGGGGGGUGAAGUAUCUGAAGCUGGAUGGGUGUAACGUCGACCCCGCAACGGAAGAGACAUAUCGCCAUCGCUACGGGCUCUGGCAUUCGAUUCUCGCCGCCGAACCACCCAACUCGACGAUGGUCUUCUCCGAGUCGGCGCCCGCGUAUUUCGCCGGGACGGACAAUAACACCGACUGGUACCGGGUGAUGGACUGGGUGCCGCAGUACGGACAGCUCGCCCGCCACUCCACGGAUAUCCUCGUGUAUGUCGGUGCGGGCUCUGCGUGGGCGAGUAUCAUGAAUAAUUACGAUUAUAAUGUGUUGCUGGCGCGGUACCAGCGGCCUGGAUAUUUCAAUGACCCCGACUUUCUGAUCCCGGAUCAUAGCGGGUUGACCUUGACGGAAAAGAAGAGCCAUUUUGCCCUGUGGGCGGUCAUGGGGGCGCCGCUGAUUAUUAGUGCGUGGAUCCCUGGGUUGGACGCGGAGGUGGUGGAGAUGUUGACGAACCCCCGGUUGAUUGCCGUCGAUCAGGAUGCGUUGGGGUUGCAGGCGACGCUUGCGAGUCGCGGGGUGAGUGCGGGGGUGGAUGUGUUGACGCGGUCGCUGCAGGGGGGGGAGCGAGUGGUUGCGGUGCUGAAUCGCGGGAAUGGGACGGUGAAAGUGGAGGUCGGGGUCGAGAGGUUGGGGUUGGAUGCGAAUGCAACGUGUGAGGUGCAGGCGGAGGAUCUGUGGGAUGGGAGGAGGGUCGAGAUGGUGCAGGGGGGCAAAUUGGUGGUGGAGGGGUUGGCGGCGCAUGCGACGGGGGUCUGGAGGUUGACGCUAUCCCCGGGCUGUGCCCCCGUCGUGCCCACCGGAAUUGUGUUUAACACCGCCUCGGGGAGGUGUUUGACCGCCCGUGACUCGCGGGUGGUGUUCGAGACGUGCGAGGCCCUCGAUGCCCAGGUCUGGCAGGUCACCGCACAGGGGUCGCUACGCCCGUUGUCCGAUACGGCGCGGUGCUUGACGGCUGCUUCCGGGGGAAGCUUGGGGGCUUGUCGCGGGGAUGAGGAUCAGAAAUGGUCGUAUGCUAUCACCGGGAAUCUGAAGAAUGCAAAGACGGGAGAGUGCCUGACCGAGGGGGUGGAGUUGGUAAGUGAUUGUUUGCUGGAGGCGAAUAGCCAGGUCUUUGGCUUGCCCAGUGGAGUUGCCCUGGUUUGA
Messenger RNA from Aspergillus saccharolyticus JOP 1030-1, 1587 nucleotides. RefSeq names its product putative alpha-galactosidase (gene aglA). Bases 1 to 1587 code for a protein of 528 amino acids. Gene Ontology annotation, biological process: carbohydrate metabolic process. The record is from RefSeq and is a predicted model, not a curated record. Gene Ontology annotation, molecular function: hydrolase activity, hydrolyzing O-glycosyl compounds. Lineage: Eukaryota; Fungi; Ascomycota; Eurotiomycetes; Eurotiales; Aspergillaceae. The transcript has a single exon.